CAGAACUGUAGUGCAAAGAAGCACAAAUCCUGCAAAUAUUACAUAUACGUGGUAAAGAAAUAGCAAUAGGGAUCUUCUUCUUUAUGAGUUCUUGUGCGCACUAACUGUGAAUGAUUACUUCAAAGUUUCAGUACUUCUUAAUUUGUCCUGUUAAUGGCUUCUGUGUAUGUGAAUGUUUUGUAAAUUGAUUUCUUUGAAAAAGUUAAAGAUCUGAAUUGUUCAAUUUCAUACAACCAUGAUGCGUCGUCCUGGUAGUCAGGGUCCUGGAGGUGGGACCAUGGCAGCAUCGUCCACAAGUGGCAAUGCACGAGGGCCCGGAGCACGGGGAGUGGGUGGUAGUCGUCGACCUACGCCACCACGAACGCGCCCCGGCGCCUCCGGCACAGGUUCUUACCAUGGGCGUAAUAAACCUCUGCUCGAGAGACUCCGGGAUGAACUAGCCGGUUUGCGACCGAAGCGCGACAAACUGCGGACGCUGGUCGAGCGCAACGAGGUCGAAGCCGGCGACUUGGCCCAUGUGACGACCGAGAAAGAGCAGAAAGCACUUGGUGCAGAAGCGAAACUAGCGCAAAAGGAAGAGGAAUUCCUAAGUUUCGUGUCGGCAAGUGCAGCAGAAUACAAUGCAAUCCUGGAGUCGAUGGAGAAAAUGGAACAAGAAACAAAACAAAAUCGACCACUGGUAUCAUGAAUAGAUAGUCAUAGUCUAGAUUAUGCUUACUUACCCGGCUCACGGUCGGGCUUGCUUGUUAGAGAAAGUGUGUACAUCAAAUGCGUUAGUUUCCACGACAAUGAGUAUUUCUUUCACAGGUUUAAUGAACUUCUAGAAGACGAGACUUUUCCAUUUGACAUCUACAAUAAGGUUCGUGAGCAGCGCGACGCCAAUGUUGAUCUCGAUGCCGAACUGGCAGAGCUCGGGAACGAGCUGACGCGCGUAGCGGCUGACGCAGAUCGUGCAAAACAGCAGUGCGAGCUUGCCAUCAGAGAGAUGGGCGGCUUUGAUCAUGAACUCCAGAGAUGUCAAGAAUUGUUGCAGGCUGAGCGGUCUCUCGAUGCGCGAGCGCUCGAAACGCUACACCGUGAUCGCGCAUAUCUGACGGAACUGAGACAGCACGCGCAUUCGAUCAAGAACCACGUUCAAGUGUUUUACGUGGGAGAGAGCGCGGCUGGCGUGCACGCGAGGCUUGGGGACGGAGCGACGCGUAUUGCUUUUUUCUGUAGCUAUAAUCAUGUUGCUCAUUCUGAGGCUGAUGUUUGUAAAGACAAAACGAUUCGAGUGGACUUACUUAUAUUGUUCUGAUUGAUUUCAUGUCAACACUCUCUCUUGAAACAUCAGCCUCGUGUUCGUCGUCCUCUCUCCGACCUGCUGCAACGGCCACCGCAGCUAUGCUACGAUCCCCCCGCGUGACGCCAAGCAACGUUGACGCCUUACUGGAAAGUUCGUGUAUAGCGAAUGGCGCAGAUCCCCUUCAGCAUCUCGCACAGAACUGUCGCUGCGAGACCUCGGUUUCGAACUGGGUGAAAGUCGAUGAGUUUUGGUAUCUCGACGACGUCUUCCGGGAAAACUUCACAACUGCAGAACUCGUAGAUAUCCCGCCAUGGCAUCCGCGCUUUGUGCAAUUGCAACGCGCGGAAGAGCGCGCAGCCUCUACCGUGGCCGGCGGUGGUACUCAGGCAGAAGACGGACACGGAGGAGGCGGGAGAAAUUCGGUAACAGGCCUAGAUCCGGGAGGUGACGGCGGCACAAAUCUUUCUUCGAGUAAAAGCAGAAAGAGCCUCGAAGAAUUAGGACUCAGUGCUGCUGUGAAAGCAGGAGCUACAACGGCGACGUGUUCGAAAGAUUCUGUCUUGAAAAUAGCGAAUGACACGGCUCUAGCGGAGGAAGUGGAGGAGCUGAAGCUCGAAGAUGAGUCAGUCCAGCAACAAUUGGCGCGUAGCCGCAUCGCGGAGGCUCUGUUGACGGAGGAAAUCCCGUAUACACGAGCCAUACUGGAGCACAACCACGGUGCUGGCAUCUUCUGUUUCCUCGGCAAAGAUCGCGGUCUUUUCGAGAUGGUCGCUGGGAGGUUAGAGGCCACGUUUCGCGACAACAGUUCGCGAGAUCGUGUGGCUGGAGUGCUCCGACGCAAUCUCGGAGGAGGAGCCGCAGCUUGUUCUUCGAGUGGAAAAGUAACCACAACGACAGCAUCCGGCGUGGGAAGCAAUAGUGCUGACACUCCUGCAUCGCGAUCACAGCCAGGUGGAGUUGCACAAAGGAAUAAGGUUGCGUUUGGCGCGACAAACAAAACAACUAGUGCUUCUGCGAUGAAUAAGAGCAGAAAUCCAAAUCCAGGCGCAUCUAGCAGCUCCAGUACCACAACUUUAUCCAGUAAUAUGAACUCUUCAGAGUAUGUCUUCGCUGGCUACCGAUUUGUGCGGAUUUCUGACGACCACGUGUGCGUUCUGGGUGGUCGAAGGCGCGGGGCGCCUAACCUCGCUGUUCCUAGUCGGGAUCCAGAUGAGAGAGCGCGAAGCAGCGUGCUUCAAGCACUGGCCGAACCCGAUGUGCAGACGAGUUUUUCUCUUCUCUUCGUGCCAGACGAGGGAACUUCGCACCGAACUGCUGUAGAGGCAGUGGCUGGACUUAGCGGCAAGGCUACUACAUCAAGCACUCCAGAUUUUCUAGCUGCUCUCUCAUCUGCAGCCGCGACGCCGUCCGCACCUGCUGAAGGGACGCAAUUCUUGCGCACAGUGUUGGAUAGUGGGAGGACGACGUAUGCGACGCUGAUUUUGGAGCAAAGUGGUCUUCAGACUCUCGCUCAGGCACUGCGAUGUCGCGCCCUCGACUCUCGCGGAGGCCUUGCGAAGAACGAGCAUGAACGGAAGGGCGAAACGGCAGCAAGGGAAGGCGCAGCGAAAGCGGGUCGAGCGGGAUGAAAGCCUUUUUAUUAACAUCAUCUGCGUCGACAGUUUCGCGCUUUCUCUGUUGUAUGCUUGAUGGUACAGGUAAAGCUGAGUCCUCGGCCAAACAACUCAUUUGCGUUUCUGCGCCUGCCUUUUAUUAUCUAUCUAACGACGCUAGCCUCCAGCGCAUUAGCUCGACAUGCGUUGAAGUUG
Molecule: messenger RNA, 3093 nt
Organism: Amoebophrya sp. A25
Lineage: Eukaryota; Dinophyceae; Syndiniales; Amoebophryaceae
Source: the annotation of a GenBank genome assembly